This is a messenger RNA of Artibeus jamaicensis (Jamaican fruit-eating bat), 1951 nucleotides long. RefSeq names its product G protein-coupled receptor 135 (gene GPR135). Gene Ontology annotation, cellular component: membrane. Gene Ontology annotation, molecular function: G protein-coupled receptor activity. NCBI's taxonomy places the organism in Eukaryota, Metazoa, Chordata, Mammalia, Chiroptera, Phyllostomidae. Gene Ontology annotation, biological process: G protein-coupled receptor signaling pathway. The transcript has a single exon. The coding region runs from base 262 to 1713 and encodes 483 amino acids. The record is from RefSeq and is a predicted model, not a curated record.
AGCCUCGGGAAGAGGUGAAGUGUGCUGGCUUUUCCGAAGGUACUUGGCCGCUGUCCCGCCCCACGCUCCUGCGUAAACAGGCGGUUCCCGCAGCAACGCCUGGAACCCACGUUGAGGCUCCUCGGGGUCCUGGGCGACAGCCAGCCCUCCGGCAGAUCCCGACUACCGGCAGCGGCCUGUCUCCCAGGCCAAGCCACCCACUGGCUUGCUGCCGCCUCCCCUGGUGCGGAAUGAGCAGCCCUGCGGUGGCUGCGGAGCCCCAUGGAGCCGCCGCUGGGUCGCCAGCCCGUGUGCGCGGCCUCGUCCCGCAGCCCACGCCCCGGCGCCCUCUCCGCCGCCGGCACACCUGGAGAGACUUCCUCCGCGGAGACCGCGGCCGUGCUCUCCUUCGGCACCACCGCUACCGCAGCGGCCGCGGCGCUGGGGAACCAGAGCCGCGGGGCCGAGGGCGACAUCACCGGCGCCUCGACCGGCCGCGGCCUCGGCUGGCACGGGCCGGCUGGGGCGGAGGGGAGGCCGGCGGUGGUGGCGGCCCAGGCGCUGGUCCUCCUGCUCAUCUUCCUGCUGUCUAGCCUGGGCAACUGCGCGGUGAUGGGGGCGAUCGUGAAGCACCGGCAGCUCCGCACCGUCACCAACACCUUCAUCCUGUCCCUUUCCCUGUCGGACCUGCUCACGGCGCUGCUGUGCCUGCCCGCCGCCUUCCUGGAUCUCUUCACGCCGCCCGGGGUUUUGGUGCCUGACCCCGCCGCCGCAAGGCCCUGGCGCGGCUUCUGCACCGCCAGCCGCUUCUUCAGCUCGUGCUUCGGCAUCGUAUCCACGCUCAGCGUGGCCCUCGUCUCCUUGGACCGCUACUGCGCCAUCGUGCGGUCGCCCCGGGAGAAGAUCGGUCGCCGCCGCGCGCUCCAACUGCUGGCGGGCGUCUGGCUGGUGGCCCUGGGCUUCUCCUUGCCCUGGGAGCUGCUCCUCACACCCCUUGAGUCCCUGGCAGCACAGAGCUUCCACAGUUGCCUCUACCGGACGACUCCGGACCCAGCGCAGCUGGGCGCGGCUUACAGCGUAGGGCUGGUGGUCGCCUGCUACCUGCUGCCUUUCCUGCUCAUGUGCUUCUGCCACUACCACGUUUGCAAGGCUGUGCGCCUGUCGGAUGUGCGCGUGCGGCCCAUGACCACCCACGCACGCGUGCCUCGCUUCUUCAGCGAGGUGCGCACGGCCACCACUGUACUCAUCAUGAUCGUCUUCGUCGUAUGUUGCUGGGGACCCUACUGCUUCCUGGUGCUGCUGGCUGCCGCCCGGCAGGCCCAGGCCGCGCGGGCCCCCUCGCUCCUCAACGUGGUGGCUGUCUGGCUGACCUGGGCCAAUGGAGCCAUCAACCCUGUCAUCUAUGCCAUUCGCAACCCCAACAUAUCGAUGUUCCUGGGGCGCAGUCGGGGAGAGGGUUACCGGACUAGGAAUGCGGGUGCUUCCCUGCCCAACCAGGGCACGGGCCUGCAGGUCAGAAGGCGUAAACGCCUGCGAAACCCACACGGCUAUAACAACCGGCUGAGAGCCUGCAGCAGAAUGACUUCUUCCAGUCUGACCAGCAGGGUGGCUGGGGACGAGGCCUUGUGGGCUCGCAAAAAUCCAGUCGUACUUUUCCGCCGGGAAGGGCCACCAGAACCUGUGACAGCAUUGACCAAACAGCCUAAAUCUGAAGUCGGGGAUACCAGCCUCUAAAAAGGAUUGGCACACACAGUUUGUGACGGCAAAUUUUCACCAGCUUUGUUUAACGAUACAGGAUUCUGGGGGGAAGCGUGUAUCUCAUAAAGCCAAACACUUAAAGAAGGUACAGAGGAGGAGGCCUACCCCUCUUCCCCCAAACAACAUACAAGGCGAAGUCCCCUUCUUCAGAAGGGACAAAGGGAAUGUAAAGUGCACAUUAAUCUUAAACCACACCAAGCAUUGUGAACUGUAA